UAUCUUUUCUGCUUCACUUCCAUCUCAAGUUCUGGUUCACAUAAUUAGACAACACUUACUGAGGGCCCAUUAAGUGGCCGGGCACUGUGCCACAUGCUUUGUUUAUACGUUCUCAUGUAAUUGUCACAACAAUUCUUAGCGGUUAUUUUCUCAUCCCCAUUUUACAGAUGAAAUGGAGGCUGGGGAGAGUAAGUCACUUGUCCAGGGUUACAUUGUUAAAAGCUGAGCAAUUAAAACCAAACAGCAGUGGGGAUAGGCCCUCAGAAGACAUUUCUACUCCUGGCUUGGUCACUGCUCAGAUAUGUCACAUGUCCUCUGGGCCUCAGUUUCCCAGCUUGAAGAGGAUGCAGCCUCUCCAGAAGUUGCCUUCCACAGCCUGCGACAGCUUCCCAGGGCGGGCGGGCUGCUUUGUUUCCACACUCAGCUGCUCUGGCUGGGGCCUCCCUGGGCUCUGCCCUGUUUUGUUUUUGCUGCUGGACCUACUACAGACGCAACCCUGGCAGCGCAGCCCGGAGCACAGCCGAGGCUUCCUCUUUCUCUCAGUUCCUGGCUGCUUCAGUAUGAACAGAAAAGGUGGGCAGGGGCCAACUGGCAGGAACCUCCGAAAUAGCAGCACAUGAUCCUCCUACGAGCAGCAGAAAGGCCAGCCCGCAAGACCUCGCCGCCUGCCCAACUCUGUCAUUGACUAAGGUUGCUUUUGUCAGUACAGCCGCCAGGGGUUUCCACGCUCAUUCCCCUCCAGACAGGGUGGACAGCUUUGGUGAUAGACAACUGGGAGGUAAAACUCCACAGAGCCAUGCCAGCGACUGACCGCCUAGGGACAGGAGAUGGAGACGUUCAGCUGCAAAGGCUACGGAGGAACCCCCGCAAUUGGAAUCUCUCCAUGUCUUAUGCAGCAUGGAACAUACUCCGGGACCUACCCGGGGCUCUCUCUGGCCACCUCUGAGUGCAAAGGAAAAGAGUGCAGUUCAAGGAAGGGAAUGUGUCUGUCAUCCCACCACAUGCGCACAAGGCCAGUUCCGGGAUCAGCAGGCUUCCUUCACCAGCACGGGCUCUUCAUUAGCAACCACUGGGAGGGAAUGUGUGCGGAGUCAUGUCAAGAUGGGAAGGCACAUGUUCCCAUCUUGAUAGCAGCAGAAAGAAAAACGGCAGCAGAAGGAAAACAGCAGCAGAAAGAAAAACUAGACUCAGAUGGGUUGAGAGGGCAAUGGCAAGCAAUCCUGGUACAUGUCAGCUGCAUCUGA
Messenger RNA from Mandrillus leucophaeus (drill), 1244 nucleotides. RefSeq lists its product as uncharacterized. NCBI's taxonomy places the organism in Eukaryota, Metazoa, Chordata, Mammalia, Primates, Cercopithecidae. The coding region runs from base 828 to 1244 and encodes 138 amino acids. The transcript has 2 exons. The record is from RefSeq and is a predicted model, not a curated record.